Seriola aureovittata is the source of this 2966-nucleotide messenger RNA. It is a transcript of the gene hrh2a, whose product is annotated as histamine receptor H2a. The record is from RefSeq and is a predicted model, not a curated record. The transcript is spliced from 5 exons. Bases 913 to 2124 code for a protein of 403 amino acids. Gene Ontology annotation, molecular function: G protein-coupled receptor activity. Gene Ontology annotation, cellular component: membrane. NCBI's taxonomy places the organism in Eukaryota, Metazoa, Chordata, Actinopteri, Carangiformes, Carangidae. Gene Ontology annotation, biological process: adenylate cyclase-activating adrenergic receptor signaling pathway.
ACCGCUCGCACACGCAGAGUUAGAAGACAUUAAAAUAGAAUGGAAGAGCUAUUAAAAUCAUUUCAAAAGCAAAUUAUCCUAAAGAGAUAGAGAAGAAUAAUAGGAGGAGACACAGAGAGAGUGAAAGAAAAAGAGAGGGAGAGAGCUGUGUAAGUCACUGGUGCUCAGUCAGACACACACACACACACACACACACACACUCUCUCUCUCUCUCUCUCUCCUUUCCCACACACACUUCCACACUCAUUAGACACACAAACACACACUCUUCGUGAGCGAGACUGUGCUUCUCUUGUCACUCCGGGAGCAGAGCAGAGUAGCGAGGGCAGUCGUCACACAAGAAGAAAAGCAGCACUGAGGUGUCAGUACAGCCAUAGAAGAUGGUGUUACCAACAAGGUGCCAUGGAGCACUAUGAACCAGCCACUCUCGCACAAAGCUGUUCAACAGCCAUCACAGACAUUUCAGCAGCAAAGCAUCAUGCGGAUUUUCAGUUCUCAGUAGCAGCAUUCAUCAAGAGACAAAUGUUGUUCAGCCAACUUCUUGCAAGAAUUUUUUGACAAGUGUUAAGUCAAGUCAGAGAACAGUUGAAAGCUAUGGUCAGUAGAAUUGAAGCCCAGCAAGAACAGCAAGCAGUCAAGUGAAUUAGCAGCUAAGACAGAGGAAAUACUGGGAGAGGGAGGGAGACAGGGGGGACUACAUGUGGCCAAGCUCUUAAGUCACAUUUGACCAUGGAGACACUGAGACACCUUAACAAAAGGCAGCACCGAAACACUCUGACUGAACAUAUUUCAUAACAUUAUAUCUGAGUUUAAGGUUUAUUAUUUGGAUGUCUUCUUUGCAAAAAGUAAGACCUAUUAUCUGGUUUAAAACUAAGACCUAAACAUAAUUAUGGCUCAUAGAAAGCUGCAGCCAUGGUGACAUCUCCCAGUGAAGCUUCAGCGAUAAUGUCAAAAGUGAUGCUGGGUGUCAUCCUGUCCCUCCUGAUCCUUCUGACUGUUGGUGGUAAUGUGCUGGUGUGCCUCGCUGUCUGUGCCUCUCGACGCCUCCGCUGCCUCACCAACUGCUUCAUUGUGUCGCUGGCCGUGACAGACCUGCUGCUUGGCCUCCUGGUCCUCCCUUUCUCCGCCCUCCUCCAGCUCAACGACGAGUGGCCGCUCGGCCCGGCCUUCUGCAACUUCUACAUCUCCAUGGAUGUAAUGCUGUGCACUGCCUCCAUCCUCACCCUCCUGGCUAUCAGUGUGGACCGCUACCUGGCAGUGACCAUGCCUCUGAGAUACACCUCACUGGUUUUACCGUGGAAAGUUGCGGUGGCCAUGGUCAGUGUUUGGACAGUGUCUGUGGCCGUGUCUUUCUUGCCCAUUCAAAUGGGGUGGAACACUGUUAAUGGGACAGUGCAAAACCAUGGGCCCUGGGCUCCAGAGAGGAAAUGUCGUUUUGAACUGAAUAGACCCUACGUCCUGACCGACUCUCUUCUUACUUUCUACCUGCCUCUGAUGGCAAUGUGCUGGACCUACCUCCAAAUACUUCGCAUUGCACGGGAACAGGCUAAGCGCAUUGUCAGUGCCCGACCCACUUGCAUCACUACCUACAACUACAGGAACAAUCAAUCUACCAGUACCACUGUGGUUUCCAGUGUGACAGCAGUGGCUCUGCGGGAACACAAAGCCACAGUGACACUGGCUGCAGUAAUCGGGGCUUUUGUUGUGUGCUGGCUGCCUUAUUUCAUCCUGUUCACAGUGUUGGGCCUGAAGGAGCACCCAGACCCCAGCACAGUACCAGAAUUUCCCAUUGUGUUGUGGCUGGGUUACGCCAACUCAGCCCUCAACCCUAUUCUCUAUGGAGCUCUCAACAGGGACUUCAGGUCGGCCUAUAACCAUCUACUGAGAUGUCGAUGCCCUACUUACUUACAGAGGAGCCGACAGCCGUCUCUCACUGUAACAGCAGCCAGAGAGCAGCUUACAGAGGUGACAUUGCUGUGUGGCCACACCCCUGUCACAUGCAGGGCAGGUCUAGCAGAUCAAAACUUCAUGCUUCAAGAAAUGAACAGUACGACCACAGCAACUAUCCAAUUUGCAAACGGCACUGCUACCACAGAUGUCAAUGGCAAUGAAAGGUCGUGCUGAGCCUGUGCCGAUGAGGUGGAUGUUGUGUUCACUGUGGUUACAACAUGGAACCAGAAUCCAUCCUGAGCAGAGAACACACCAGACAGACAAAAAGAUGGACCAAGACUUACAGCCCCUCUAUUUGGAAGCUUUCAGUGCCACAGCACAACCACAUAAUACACCAUCACUCACUCUGUCUACAAUUUAACAAACAAAAAAGUGAGAGAACAGGACCUCAGCAACUCUGCACCUCAACAGCAAGAACCAACUGGACGCACACAACUGGCCUCAGUCCGUCCUGGAUUGAACAAAUGAAAACGCUUGUACGUGGAUGAAGCUGCAACUCAAGUUGUCUAACCCGAUAAGUCCAUCGCAUCCAACCAUCACACAGGGGCAACAAGUGGCCCCGACAUGCUCUUGACUCUUAACCGUGGUUAGUAUUGCAGUAUUGGAAGACUGAAUGAGACCAGCCAAUCAACAUGACGCUCAUCAAUCUAAUGAACUGGACUUUUUAAGCUGACUCAAGACUGCACUCCAGUGGAAAUACAAAGUAUCACAACUUCAAUAAAGUAAAUGGACUUCUAAUUAAAAAUGGGUGUUUCCUCAAGAAGGAAGGGGAAAAGGUGAUAAAUGGACUUUUGAAUGUGUUGAAAUGUGUGACAUUUGAAUGUGGAGCAUGCAAACUAAUGUUACAUGUCACUUUUGAAGAAUGUAGCUGCCUCCAGACUUUGUAUUCAAAUGUAUGUGUUUUAUUAUACUAUAAAAAUAACUGAGGACUGAAAAGUGGCAGGAACUGUUCCUCUAAAACAGAAAAUUACAAGCAUACUGUACCAAUAAAAAGCAGUUAGAAUAAAGAAUAUAAC